AUGAACCUUCAUGAGCCGCGAAUUCCUAUCCUGUUCCCCACGUCCCUGCCUGUGCCUCACCUGCUGCCGCUCCCCUGUGAGUCCACCUACUUCCCCGCGGCGCAGCCAUGUGUAGGGUGUGGCGUGAAACGCCGAAGUGUAGAGUCUGUGCAGAGCGCACGGAGCUACAGAGCUCACAGCCGCCCCUUGGCAAGUCAUGCGAUGACUAGGCUUCGUGGUGACGCAGGGCGGUUGAACGGGCUCAUGGAAGGUGCAGGGACCUUGGGAAGAGUGGCAGCACAGUGGCUCUCCCUGCCGCAUCAACGAGGGCAGCAUCAUGGCCCUCAUCACCUCGCCGCCGUUGCAUUGGUCUUCUACAUGAGGCUGCGAGGUGCUCCGUGCGGCCUAAGAUGUCAUGCAGCACGGGCACCUCAGGCAGCAGCUACAGGAGGUCCACCUGCAACGGCAGCUAUCCUCUUCCUCGGCAGUGGGCUCUCCACACCACCAGAGGCAGCUCUGGCAACGGACCAGCUUGGGCUGCAGUCCAAACAGCAACAGCUCCUGCGCCAGUCUCUUCCACUUCUCACAUCUCCUUCCACCCGACCUUAUCUACUGCAACUUCCCAAGCAAACAAUCAAUCCCUGUGAGAGUAAGCGUCCAUCACCAACAUUUUUGCUGGAUUCAUCCUCCACUGCACUCGAAGCUGGAGGCCAAGACUGCGACAAAUAUCUCACCAGAUGCAAAUCAUCUUCACUCGUCCAUAACUCAUACAUUUUUACUGAUAUUAUCUGUUCUAUGCGAUGCACGAGCUCAUCCAAUGCAUCUUCACUCCUCACUUGCCUCCCACAGCUAGGCAGCACUGAUGGAGUUGACUGUGCUGUCAAAAUAGAGAUUCUUGGUGAAACUGAUCCAUCUCAUAGAACAAGUGAAGGAAUCAAGAAUCAAGACCGAAAGAGGAUUCUUGGUGAAACUGAUCCAUCUCAUAGAACAAGUGAAGGAAUCAAGAAUCAAGACCGAAAGAGGCUCAAGGAUGAAUUAUUGUUCUUGACCAAAGGAAUUGGAGCCACAUGCCGAUUAUACCAUAUCCUGGUCUUUUCCAUCAAGGGCGGCCGUGACGCGGCACCGCCGGCGGACGCGCUCGCCCCCGCCACACAACCACCCGUGCUCAGCGCCGCCAUGUCGUCACCUGCGCUUGCAGCGACCACGAUGGCCGUCGGCACGACCAUGGAGGAACUCGCAGCGACCUCGACAGCCGUCGGCAUGACCACGGUGGAACUCGGAGUGACCUCGCCGCCCCUCCUCGUGGUCCCUCGUCUCAUUUCACAUCGCGGUGGAUACAUGUGA
This is a messenger RNA of Miscanthus lutarioriparius, 1323 nucleotides long. Lineage: Eukaryota; Viridiplantae; Streptophyta; Magnoliopsida; Poales; Poaceae. The record is from the annotation of a GenBank genome assembly.